This is a messenger RNA of Cyanidioschyzon merolae strain 10D, 936 nucleotides long. RefSeq lists its product as hypothetical. The transcript has a single exon. The coding region runs from base 1 to 936 and encodes 311 amino acids. Lineage: Eukaryota; Rhodophyta; Bangiophyceae; Cyanidiales; Cyanidiaceae. The record is from RefSeq and is a predicted model, not a curated record.
AUGGUGAAGUUUCUUCUGAUUUUGCUCUGCAUCUCCGUGGUUUUGAGCGGCGUGUGCGGCAUGCAGCCAGUACUCGGUUACCAGGUUGCACGAGCAACGCUCCAAGUCGAGCGUUCGGGUGAGCCACUCCGCAUCAGCGGAGAUGCGAAUACUUUCGGGCAGAGUCUGGCUUCGCACCUGCCACUGAGACUAAGUCGCGGAGACGCACUGCAGUUUUGGGUCGAGCUCGAGCCCUUCGCCACCGCUCCUGAGCAAGCUUUCUUUCUGCUCUUCAAUGAGCACACUGGGGUGCAGCACGCCCUUACAGCGAACGUGAGACGCGAGAACACGAUAGGUUUUCGGUUCUCGCCAGCGGAGCAUCUGGUACAAGAACCAUACCUGGUGGAGGACUCGUUCGCGACACUGGUAGUUAUUGCCGGGAGCGCGCGAGACGAGGCACCGCUGGUGUGGUCGCUUGAAGCGCCGCCUGGCCAACGCUCCGCUGAUCGUCGAAGCGCGACCUUAAAAGUCGACCUGCGACCGACACCGGUACCCGAGAGGCCCGGCAUCUUUGAACGAAACUUUACAGUGCACUGGGGUCCUCGACCCGAAUUUGCCGUUCAAUAUUCGCAUUCGACACCGAAAACGUAUCCUCUGGUCGCAGGCCUCUGCACCGCGACUGUCGUUGCCGCUGGGUUCGCGUGGUGCGCACUGGCGUUCGCACAGGGCCUGCUUGUAACGCCUUGGGCGCUGGAUGCGUCCCUGGGAACGCAUGCACUGGCGUGGCAGCUUUGUCUGGGCAGUGCGCUCGCGAUGCUCGUGAUGUUUUUCACAAAAUGGAAUUUAAUGCAAACCCUCGGGUACCUGGGAUUUGCCAUGCCCUUCUGGACCGUGAGCGGCUUUUUGGUGCUCCGACGGCGCGCUGCAGCGGCCGCUGCAACGCGACGUGCGCUAUGA